Messenger RNA from Arctia plantaginis, 228 nucleotides. Lineage: Eukaryota; Metazoa; Arthropoda; Insecta; Lepidoptera; Erebidae. The record is from the annotation of a GenBank genome assembly.
AUGGUACCCAAAAAUAAAACCAUUGCUAUUUAUAAUAUUGAGGAUAACGUUGCAGAUUUUAAAGAAGUUUCGAUAAAUGAGGGUAGUAGUAGAAAAAAAUCAACUUAUAGAGUUGCGCCGGCUGAUUGUGAGGUUGAGGAGCGCUGCGAGCUCAUCAAGUCUACUUACGAAGUAAUAUCGAAGUACACGAGAGCUAUGUUCGACAAGCAAAACGAAACCGUCGUAUAA